UUCCUUUGGGUUAUUAUACAGGUAACUAAAUGUUCUAACCCUUACGUACGUAUUAACGACGACGUGACCGAUAUUCCCGAUCUUCAAUUUCGCUCUCUGCGACUAACAUCAAUUUUCCAAUCUCCACACGGUAUUCCCAUUUCGGCUUCUUACUGUGUAAGAAGCUAGCGAAACCAUGGAGGUUCAGGAAGCGUCUCCGCGAAUUCCAUUUCGUGCUGCUUCGACUCCACCCGCCUCUGCACCCCAUCUUUACACCACUCCGGCUUCUUACAAUCCUUCGACCCGCGCUUCUCAAGAUGGCUAUCCGGAAUCGCCAGUGGGCCUGCGGCCACAAGCCACAUUCCAGAAGCCCUACAUCUUCACUUUAGGACAGCUUCCCACCAGACGGAGGCGGUUCAGAAUAUUGGGAUCGCCCAAGAGAUUGUUUUUGAUUGUCUUUCUAGCCGUUCUGGCCCUGUUAGGCAGAUUCUGGCAUGCAAGCGACAAGAGUAAAAUCGCUGGACUGAAGGACUUCGAUGGUCUUUGCCGGUUCGUCUCGCCAAUAGAUGCGUACCAUCGGGACUUAACUCGUCUCCGGACUGUCUUCCGAGGCUCAAGCUUUUCCAGAAACUCCUCUAUUUACCAUGGCCGCUCAAAAACUUUCAAACACUACCAUAGUUAUUCUCCGACUGGACACCUCAUUGUAUCCCAUGACCCUGAAGCGCCACAUCCCAUACCUCUGCUACUAGAUUUGGGAGAGAAACGGUGGGAAGAGCUGCUUUCACGUCAGUCAAGGACUUUGGAGGAGGCCGUACGGGAAUACAUAAGGAGGUAUGGGCGACAGCCACCCAAGGGUUUUGACAAAUGGUGGGAUUUUGCAAUGCAGCACAAUCUGGUGCUGCCGGAUGAAUACGACAGAAUCAAUCUUGAUUUAGCCCCUUUUUUGGCAUUGCCAAAGAGUGAAAUGAUGAGAAGAAUGGAGAUGGUGGAUAAUAUGGCGGAAACAUUUACUUUAGUGGUGCGAAACGGCUCUGUAGACAUCGAGAUUAAAGAUGAAGGGGGACUUCAAUGGGGAGGGACACUGCCUCGCGCCAGAGACACAGCUUCACUACUUCGAGGAUUUUCAGAUUAUCUCCCUGAUAUGCGUGCCACAUUCUCCAUUUUCGAUCAACCUCAAAUUUAUCUUUCUUGGGCUCGCAGAGGAUCUCUGGUAGACCUCGGGUUACGAGGAGAGAAAACAUCACAUUUAGAAGAGACAGAUAGCGCCAAAGUGAAAUUAUCUAGGAGUUGUGCUCCAGACUCGAAUUACAGGAAAAAUGAAAAUUUCUCGGAGGGCAAGUCUCUUAUUUAUGAUAGCUUAGAAGCUGGUGAUCUCUGCCAAAACCCUUAUCUUAUCCCUCUUCACGGAUUAACGAUUGAACCACAUGAGCCAUACUCCCAUCCACGACCUCACACUCAAUUAUUACCACUGUUCAGUCUGGCAAAAACAUCAAUUAAUUCUGACAUCCUUGUGACCCCUCUUGACCAGUUCCACGACCCACCUGGCAACGAUCCAGAAUGGGAAAAUAAACCCAGCUCCAAACUCGCUUGGCGUGGUAGUCCUACUGGCAUAUCUUGGAUGACUUCUGAUCUCGAUUGGAGAUCUGCACACCGUUUUCGCCUUCACAAUUACGCAAACAACCGUUCUUUAGAGCCCAUGAAUUAUCUUGUACCUAAUUUGGGACAAAGAGAAGAGGACGACUAUGAUGAACUUGACGUAUAUAGUGCUAUGGGCGGUGAUGAGGACUUGGAUGGGUGGCGUGAAGGAAACACAGAAGUCAAGGAGCACAGGGCGACGGAGACGGAAGGCCCACUACGAUAUAAAGAGGAAAAGAUUUUAACAGCCCAGGCUAUGGAGUUCUUUUACGAUAUCAAGCUGGCUGGUGAGCCCAUACAAUGUUCCCAAGAUGACGGUACUUGUCAGAGUAUGUGGGAUGAGAUUGAAUGGGCACCCAGACAAAGCGGAGACGACUUGAAUUUGAACAAGUUUCUCUUAGACAUUGAUGGCAAUGGUUGGAGCGGGCGGUUCAGAAAGCUGAUGAGCACGAACUCACUGGUUAUCAAGAUGACCAUGUUUACUGAAUGGUUUCAACCGCAUUUAAUACCAUGGUUCAUGUACAUACCCGCUAAACUUGACUUUUCGGAUCUUCCCGACAUCAUGGCGUUUUUCCGUGGUACACCUACUCAUCCGGAGCUCGCUUUUGACGAGACGGCCCAAGCUCUUGCGAGAAAUGGAAAAUGCUUUGUCCAGAGAAUGUUCAGAAUGGAAGAUCUCCAGGCCUAUAUGAUGAGACUUUUCUUGGAAUAUGCCAGGAUUGCGGCAAAAGAAGGGGUGGACAUGGACUUCCACCUGAACAACGAUAACUGGACACAAAUAAACUCGUUCGAACGGUUUAGCUCUCCAGAGGAUACACUCGUGGACGGCGGUUACUCUUCACAUUUGACGAAGAUGCCUUUGCCCGAUGCGAAGGAGGAAGCGCCGCGACACAAGGCGGGUGUAAUAAUGGAAGAGGCCAAGAAGGACAUGGAUGGGAUGGACGGGGUAAAGCUUGAGGUAUGGAUAAGCGGCGACGAUGUAGCAGUAGAUACCACUGCUGGCGAACGGAAGUAGUCGAUAUAAAUGAUUCUGAUUCCCAUACUGUUAUCUUCUGCUUGUUCCAUAUUCCUUCGUUUCAUAGCCUUCAUUUAUCCUUUGGUGCGACAUAUACAUGUGUA
This is a messenger RNA of Cryptococcus deneoformans JEC21, 2733 nucleotides long. RefSeq names its product CAP1-related. The coding region runs from base 176 to 2629 and encodes 817 amino acids. The transcript has 12 exons. NCBI's taxonomy places the organism in Eukaryota, Fungi, Basidiomycota, Tremellomycetes, Tremellales, Cryptococcaceae. The record is from RefSeq and is a predicted model, not a curated record.